Messenger RNA from Saccharomycopsis crataegensis, 864 nucleotides. RefSeq names its product Pxp2p (gene PXP2). The coding region runs from base 1 to 864 and encodes 287 amino acids. Lineage: Eukaryota; Fungi; Ascomycota; Saccharomycetes; Ascoideales; Saccharomycopsidaceae. The record is from RefSeq and is a predicted model, not a curated record. Gene Ontology annotation, molecular function: peroxiredoxin activity. The transcript has a single exon.
AUGAAUUACCUCGCGUCGCUUCGGAACCUUCUCAGAUCCAAGAGUGUUAACUCUGGGACCACCACUGCCCACACAAUUCUUACCCCACAACGACUCCUAACACUUGCACGUACCCCAGCCCUCGAAAACUCAUGGUACUUCAUCGCCGCUGCUGCGUUCGCCAUUUGUAAUCAUCCCGAGGAAAUCCCCAAGAUUUUCCAUAUGGCCCUUGUGCAAUCUCCCAAUAAUCUUGCUACUGCUGAAGCCGCCAUUGAUCAACUGAACCGUGUGACGAAUUUAUCGACCGAUGGGACCCCUCCACAAACCCUCGAGUCAAUCAUCAUGAGUUGUGAAAAUAUUGUGAAUAAACUAAAACAGCGACAAAUCGCCAAUGAGCUCAGGGAAGCAUUAUUGAAAGGCGCGGCAUUGGGAGGACUACCACGGUGUAUCAACGCCAUGACGUUACUUCGACACACCACUCCAUUGGAUCUCCGAGAAUCCACCCACAUUAGGCAAAAAGAAGGACUUACCCAUGAACAAGAACGUGCCAGAGGUCGAGAGUUUUGGGAUGUGGUAUAUGGGAAAGUAUCACGAAGGGUCCAGGGGCAAAUGGAAACCGCGUAUCCUGAUAUGUUGGACUACGCCUUGGAUCAUGUGUACGGCCCGUUAUUGUCGUUCACUGGGGUGUUGGGGGCCAAAGAGAGUAGUUUGGUAGUGAUUGCUUGUCUUGUACCCCAGGAUGUCAAUCCUCAAUUGAAGGGGCAUUUGAGAGGAGCCCAGAAUAAUGGAGCAACAUUAGAGGAAAUUAGAGCCGCUAGACAAGUGGCCCUUGAUAUUAGUGAAUGGUGUGGGAUGAAAAUUUCGGAACCAGUGGCGAAAUUGUAA